This is a messenger RNA of Exophiala xenobiotica, 1435 nucleotides long. RefSeq lists its product as uncharacterized. The transcript has a single exon. Gene Ontology annotation, biological process: fungal-type cell wall polysaccharide metabolic process. Gene Ontology annotation, cellular component: fungal-type cell wall. The record is from RefSeq and is a predicted model, not a curated record. NCBI's taxonomy places the organism in Eukaryota, Fungi, Ascomycota, Eurotiomycetes, Chaetothyriales, Herpotrichiellaceae. Bases 461 to 1375 code for a protein of 304 amino acids.
UGAAGAUAGCAGUCGUAAGCCGUUCUCGAUCGGCAAGGACACCGUCACACUACUGACAGUACUGGCACGACUGGGUCUCUGGCAUAUUCGCAUCUUCCGGCAACAGGCAGCGUGCACACUCGUGCAGUGCUGAUUGCGAAUGUGGCUCGGCGAUCCGACUGAGACAAAAUGGAUAAUUAUAGUCACUAGAACCCCCGGGGUCUGCCUCGCCUGCAACUGGAAAGAUUGGGCCUCAAACUGGAUCCAAACUGCCAAACAACCUUGGAACCCAACAGCCAACAGCAAAGGUAGUUUCGACCAUUUUUGGCGAUCCGCAGUGACCAUCGAAGCUGAAACAUCUUUGACAAAGCAGCACCCACACAGCUUGCUGCACUGUACACAGUAUACUUCCCCCACCACCACCACAAUUGUAGUAAGACAAGAAAGCUCCAGCAGCCUCCAGCUACGUGAUUGAACAACAAUGCUGUCGGAUACCAACUCCAAACUCCACGAUCUCAAGGACAAAGCCAGACCACCACCGCCGCCGCCGCCGCGUAAGCCCAAAUCCCUGUCCACUCAACAACAGUCAGCACCUUCCGCCUCACGAAGCAAACGUGGCCUUGGCUGGCCCUGGGACUCCUCAGCCUCACAAUUCAAACUCUACGCACCGUACUACAGCUCCGGGCGGAUCUCGUGGGUAUUUAAUUGGGAACUCUGGGUCCCUGAAUCACUGCCUGUCGAAGUCGAAUGGAUCCCCUGCGUCCGCACGGCAGGUAAUGCCAAGGACGUCGACGCAUUUCUCAGCGACAUCCUCUUGAACCGCGGCCUCAAGGCUGAAGCUCUGUUAGGCUUCAACGAGCCCGAGAUCAGCGAGCAAGCGAAUCUCAGCGUCGAGACUGCGGUGGACUUGUGGCGGCGCAUCGUCCUGCCCGCGAAGAACAAGUUCGGGUUAAGGCUCGGUAGUCCGGGGAUGAGCAGCGACGUUGGCAGGAGUAAGCCCUGGCUCAGCUCGUUUCUGUCCCAGCUGGGAGGUGAGGAUGGGAUCGAUUUUCUGGUCGUGCAUUGGUACGGUCCGUGCUUCGCAGAUAUGAGAGCCUUUCUAGAAGACAUGCACGCCACGUACGGGCUGCCGCUGUGGGUGAAUGAGUUCGCCUGUUCAACAAUGGGUGAUGGUGAGGCAAGUCUCGAGGAAGUCGAGAAGUUCAUGAAUGAGGCCAUACCGUGGCUGGAUCAAUGUGACUGGGUUGAGCGGUAUGCAUACUUUGGAAAUGCGCAGGGCAAGGACGUGGGCACUUGGGUCGGACGGCGGAGUAACUUCACAGAACUGGCAGAGGGAGCAGAUGAAACGGCUGGGACGAGGUUGAGUCGAAUAGGAAGGCAUUACUGUGAGCUGUAAAGUGUAUGCAUAUGCAUUGACGAGUGAUGAUAUAAAAUGUAAGGUCUACUGAUGUCUAUG